CAUCCUCAAUUUUCUCAUUUCCAGGCCCGAUUUCACAUCAUUUCCUCCUGAACUUUUACCAUAACUACAAAUAUCGUUAUACUUUUCUUGUACCAAAUGCCUCAUAACUCUCUUUCUUGAUUCCUGAAAAUAUGAAGUUGGAGUUCUUUAAUUUUAUCUUCCUAAUUCUUACAACGAUUCUUGUCCGGUAUACGCCGGCAGCCGCCUGGUGCAACCACGCCUGCGGCGGCCGGAAACUCCCCUUCCCUUUCGGCUUCUCUCCCGGCUGUCCAAUCCAGCUGAACUGCACCUCCAAUGGCACAAUUCUCGCCGCCGAGUUCCCGGUGCAGUCCGUCAGCGUUGACACCAUUCUGGUCAACCUUCCCCCCAUGUGCGGCCGCCCUGUGGAGGCGCUCCGCCGCCUCUUCACCUCUAACUUCGCCCCGACGUCCCACAACGCGAUCCUUCUGCAGAACUGCAGGAACUCCAGCAGCGGGUGUUUCAUUCCAUCGACGAUGGUGCAGACCCACUUCGAGCUGCUCGAAUGCGAGGUCAAGAACGAUAGCAUCAGCUGCUAUUCGGAGACUAAUAAUGCGACCUCGUUUAUUGACUACAACAACCUGACGCGGAGCGGCUGUCGGUCACUGUUCUCGGCGAUAUCGAUGGAGUCGUUCGCGAACAGUUCGUCGGUCUCGCUGGAUGUUCAGAUUGUGAGAGUGGGGUGGUGGCUUCACGGGGCCUGCCGGUGCUCGGAGAACGCGAAGUGCAUUCCUGUUACACCGCCGGCGGAGGGAAGCUCGCCGGCGUAUCGGUGUGAGUGCUUGGAGGGCUUCGCCGGAGAUGGGUUCCGCGACGGGCUGGGCUGCCGGAAAGAAUCUUUGGGAUGUAACCCGUCCAAGUACUUAUCGGGCGAAUGUGGAGGAACAACAAGAGUUGGUGUCUUAGUAGGAGGUGUAGCCGCAGGAGCUUCAUUGAUGAUCGGUUUAGGUCUGGUUAUCUGUUUCAUUCGGAAGAGAUCGAAAUUGAGGAGCAGAAGCAGAAAAAGCCGUCAAUUGUGCGAAACAACAGGCAUAACUGUUCCUAUAUAUCCCUACAAGGAAAUGGAGAAAGCCACAGAUUUCUUCUCAGAGAAACGAAGGCUCGGAAACGGCGCUUAUGGGACCGUCUACUCGGGCAAACUGAACAACGACGAAUGGGUUGCUAUCAAGAGAAUCAGGCACAGAGAUUCGGGUAGCAUCGAACAAGUCAUCAAUGAGAUCAAGCUCCUUUCCUCAGUCAGCCACCCGAACCUCGUCAGGCUCCUAGGGUGCUCCAUUGAAAAUGACGAACAGAUUCUCGUCUAUGAGUUCAUGCCUAAUGGGACAUUAUCUCAGCACCUGCAAAGAGAAAAAGGCAGUGCACUUCCCUGGCCGGUUCGCCUGACGGUCGCUGCUGAAACGGCUCAGGCAAUCUCCUAUCUUCAUAAUGCCAUGCACCCUCCUAUUUACCACAGGGACAUAAAAUCCAGCAACAUACUCUUGGACUACAACUUCAAAUCCAAAGUAGCUGAUUUCGGGCUCUCGAGACUAGGGAUGGCGGAGUCAUCCCACAUCUCGACUGCACCUCAGGGUACUCCCGGAUACCUCGACCCUCAAUACCAUCAGCAUUUCCAUUUGUCCGACAAAAGCGACGUCUACAGCUUCGGAGUGGUGCUUAUAGAGAUCAUAACCGCAUUGAAAGUGGUAGACUUUAGCCGGCCUCAGAACGAAGUGAAUUUGGCGGCUCUCGCCGUUGACAGGAUCGGGAGAGGGCAUUUGGACGAGAUCAUCGAUCCGUUCCUCGAAACAACAGACGAUGCUUGGACACUUUUGUCCGUGCAAAAGGUGGCUGAAUUGGCAUUUAGGUGCCUUGCCUUUCACAAGGAUAUGAGGCCCUCCAUGAUGGAAGUUGCCAUAGAAUUGGAACAAAUUAGGCUAAGUAAGUGGACAAACUCGGACACAAGCAUUGCCGGGUCAUCUGAAGCAUCGUCUCGCUCAUCAUCCUCUAACUUAAGCGAUAAACCAUUGAACGUGACGGUUAAAAAGCACAAAUUUGGCAGCGUCGGUCUGUUUAGCAGCACGACUUCAUUGGACACGACUGAUUUAUCGCCUGUAUCGGCAGACGAUUCAUGGCAAAGUGAUCAGAGCUCACCUUCAUCAAAUAGUUUGCUGAACAGUGUUAUCCGGUAAACUGAAACCGCUCAUUCGAUUUCGGCCUUAAAACGUCUGCAUCAAGCAGACGCAGGACUGUGUUUUCCGGGGUUGUAGAGGACAAACAAACAAGCAAUGUGAGUAGUUGGCCAAUGUUGAUAGGCGUUUGUUAGCAUAAUCUGCAAUAUAAAAUUGCGUCUUGCAAGUAUUCUUGACUGCAGACGAUACUGUUAAUACACUACAACCUUUUCUACCUCUGUUUUUUGGAGCAAUCCAGAAAGGGGAAUGGGUUUCCUCUAAUUUGGUGAUGUUCGAAAAUGUCUACAUUUCCCAUAUCCAGAUUGAGGUUUGAUGUGGAUAACUUUUGUACAUGGUAAGUAACAGUGGUUUAUGUGCAGACUCCAUUUCUGAUGAUCAAUCCGAAUUGCUAUUGCAUCUUGUAUUGUA
Molecule: messenger RNA, 2594 nt
Organism: Sesamum indicum (sesame)
Lineage: Eukaryota; Viridiplantae; Streptophyta; Magnoliopsida; Lamiales; Pedaliaceae
Product: wall-associated receptor kinase-like 14
Biological process (GO): protein phosphorylation
Molecular function (GO): protein kinase activity; ATP binding
Source: RefSeq, a predicted model, not a curated record